Molecule: messenger RNA, 1560 nt
Organism: Dentiscutata erythropus
Lineage: Eukaryota; Fungi; Glomeromycota; Glomeromycetes; Diversisporales; Gigasporaceae
Source: the annotation of a GenBank genome assembly
AUGAAUAAACUUUCAUCUGGUACUAUUAAAAAGAAUAAAAAAGCCAGAAAUAAAAGACAAUUACAAAAACUUAGUGCUAAUCAUGAAACCACUGUCUUUGCUGUUACUUAUAGUUUGGAAUAUGCUAUUCAACAGACCAAAGAGAAAAUUGCUAAAAUAUCACAUGAAUGUCGUGAACAAAAUCGAAGAUUUCGAGAUCGUGAAUUCGAUUUAUUUGUAAAUAAGGAUGAUUGCCUUUAUAAUAAGAAAACAGAGAAAUUUAACGCUACCAACAUAAAACGUGUCAAUAGCAUUUGUAAACAGCCACAGUUUUUCAUUGACGGUGUUGAGCCAAAUGAUAUUAAACAAGGAGGUGUUGGCGAUUGUUGGUUUGUAGCUUCAUUGGCCGUCAUUACGAAUAUUCCAAAAUUAUUAGAAACUAUCUGUGUUGCUAGAGAUGAAGAAAUUGGAGUUUAUGGAUUUAUUUUUUUUAAGGAUGGUGAUUGGGUUUCAACUGUCGUUGAUGAUCAACUCUUUACAACUGGUAAAGAUGAUAAAGAAAAUUUUCAAUUAACUUUUGCCAUUGUAGGAGGUUGGACUGGCGAAGGAAUAGAAGAUAUAACAGGCGGAUGUGCUAGAUUUGAAUCUAGUGAUACAGAUAUUAAAGAUUUAAAAGGAACUAUUAGCAAUCAUGCUUAUAGUAUUUUACGUACAGCUGAAACAGAUGACGGUAUUAAACUUUUACAAAUGAGAAAUCCAUGGGGAAAAACUGAAUGGACCGGUGCAUGGAGUGAUGGAAGUAAAGAAUGGACACCCGAACGUAUGAUUAAAUUAAAUCACCGGUUUGGCGAUGAUGGUACUUUCUGGAUGAGUUAUGAUGAUUUCCUUAAUUAUUGGGAUAUGAUUGACAUGUGUAAAUUAUUUGAUUCAAGUUGGAUGGCUUAUAUAACUUGGAUUAAUUACAAUGUUGUACCAAGAUCUAAAGGAAAGUUUAAGCUAAGUUUACCGGAAGAAUGUCAUUUGAUUAUAAUCCUUCAACAACCAGAUAGUAGAUAUUUUUGUGAUGAUCCUAAAUAUGAUUAUCAAUUAAGUUUCCGAGUAUUCAAAGAAGGUGAUGAUUCAACUUAUUUAGUCCGUAGUCGUUCGACAUUUCCAUUCGCUUCUCGUAGCAUAAACCAUGAAGUUAAACUUCCAGCUGGAGAUUACGUAAUUAUUCCUCACGUAACCCGUGAAACUAUUCCUGAACCGGAGAAAAAAUCCGAUGAAAAUAAAGAUGAAAGUGCAGACAAAGUAGUUAAUAUAAAAGAUAUAGAGAUUGAGGUUAGGAAACGUAAAGAAAACCAAAAUUGGGAAUUACAAUUGGGAUUAAGAAUUUAUAGUAAAUGUGCAGGAAUUAAAUUGGAAGGAGAUCCAGGAGAAUUCCCUAAAAAGAAAGAUAAAAAGGAAGAUGAAAAAGCAGAAGAUAAAGAUCCGGAGGUUGACACUAAAGUCAUUAAACCUAAAGAUGAAGAAGAAAAAGAUAGUGAUAAAAAAGAUGAAGAAAAAGAUAGUGAGAAAAAAGAUGAGAAAAAGAAUGAAUAA